Anopheles stephensi (Asian malaria mosquito) is the source of this 8515-nucleotide messenger RNA. It is a transcript of the gene ck, whose product is annotated as myosin-VIIa. Gene Ontology annotation, molecular function: protein binding; cytoskeletal motor activity; ATP binding. The transcript is spliced from 11 exons. The record is from RefSeq and is a predicted model, not a curated record. The coding region runs from base 803 to 7312 and encodes 2169 amino acids. Gene Ontology annotation, cellular component: myosin complex; cytoskeleton. NCBI's taxonomy places the organism in Eukaryota, Metazoa, Arthropoda, Insecta, Diptera, Culicidae.
UGGCUGUCAAAUUGUUGCUGUGUUGUUGUCAACAACAAUCAACAACAACGCCCCGGAGAAUGGGUAGAACUGUCAAAACUGCAUCGGCGAGAGAGCGAACGAUCGCGGACGUGUGACGCGACGAGAGAUAACUCAGUUUUCCACCGUUUCGCGAGAGCCGCGAGGGUUCAGUGGCCACCUGUGAGACUGUGUUGGAAGACGGCAACGGCCAGUCGGAGUAAUACCUUUGAUGCGUACGCAGGCUCUAGUAACGGUAACGGCAGCAGCAGUGUGGAUUGUGCUAGACACCGGAAAAGUCCGUGUGGUAGCAGCAGGCCGAUUUUUUUUUCUAUGUUGCAGAGAAUAGAGCGCGGAAAAGCGAGCGUUAAGAAAAACCGGUGAGGGGGAAGAAGAAGAAAAUUCCACACCGAUCGCGAUCGCGGAUUCGAAGAACGUCUGUUUAUGAGUGAGUGAGUGUAAUUGUCUGCCACAGUUUUUUGAGUGAGUGAGUUUAGUGCCUGUAAGUGUGUGUGGAAUCGAUAGUAAUGGCGAUGGAAAUUAGGAAGUGAUUUUGAGAAAAAAUAACAUAAAGAAAUCCUAUCGCAAAUAGCAUGAUAACAUAUCAUCUGCAGUGGUAAAAAAGGAAGCAAGAAUUAGUGUUUCAAGAGUGGUUUGCUUGGUCACUUAAAUCAGUGCAAUCGGUUUAAUCAAAAUUACGUUAAAGAAGAUUGAGUCAUUGCGAGCAUUCCUGGAUACUGAUUUCAUUGAAGCAAAAAUACUGAUUUGAGCUCAAGAUUAAACCAGAAGUCAAUGUGGCGUCAAAAUGGUUAUCGUUACACGGGGUGAUUAUAUCUGGAUCGAGCCCGUGUCCGGACGUGAGUUCGAUGUAGCGAUCGGGGCACGUGUAAUCUCAGCGGAAGGACGUCGGAUUCAGGUGCGCGACGACGACGGCAACGAACAAUGGCUGACACCGGAGCGACGCAUCAAGGCGAUGCAUGCGUCCUCGGUGCAGGGCGUCGAGGAUAUGAUAUCGCUCGGCGACCUGCACGAGGCCGGCAUCCUGCGAAACCUGCUCAUCCGCUACAACGAAAAUCUGAUCUACACGUACACCGGUUCCAUUUUGGUCGCUGUCAACCCGUACCAGAUACUUCCCAUCUACACCGCCGACCAGAUCAAGCUGUACAAGGAGCGCAAGAUCGGUGAACUGCCGCCGCACAUUUUCGCCAUCGGUGACAACUCGUACGCACACAUGCGCCGGUACGGGCAGGAUCAGUGUAUCGUCAUUUCGGGCGAGUCGGGCGCCGGCAAGACGGAAAGUACAAAGCUGAUCCUGCAGUAUCUGGCCGCGAUCAGUGGCAAACACUCGUGGAUCGAGCAACAGAUCCUGGAAGCGAAUCCGAUUCUGGAAGCGUUCGGUAAUGCGAAAACGGUGCGCAAUGACAACUCGUCCCGGUUCGGCAAGUACAUCGACAUCCACUUUAACAGUGCCGGUGUCAUUGAGGGUGCAAAGAUCGAACAGUACCUGCUGGAAAAGUCGCGCAUCGUGUCGCAGAAUGCAGACGAGCGGAACUAUCACAUAUUCUACUGUUUGCUUGCUGGGCUAUCGCCCGAGGAAAAGCGUCGGCUGGAUCUUGGGCAGGCGUCCGAUUAUCGGUAUCUUACCGGGGGUGGUUGUAUUCGGUGCGAUGGACGUAACGAUGCGGCCGAGUUUGCGGACAUCCGGUCGGCGAUGAAGGUGCUAUGCUUCUCGGAUCACGAGAUCUGGGAAAUCUUGAAGCUGCUUGCCGCCCUACUGCACACGGGCAACAUCAAGUACAAUGCGACCGUGAUCGAUAAUCUGGACGCGACGGAAAUUCCGGAGCAUAUCAACGUGGAGCGGGUGGCGAACCUGCUCGAAGUGCCGCUGCAACCGUUCAUCGAUGCCCUCACGCGCAAAACACUGUUUGCGCACGGCGAAACGGUCGUGUCGACGCUUUCCCGCGACCAGUCGAUGGAUGUGCGGGACGCGUUCGUGAAGGGCAUCUACGGGCGACUGUUUGUGCUGAUCGUGAAAAAGAUCAACCAGGCCAUCUACAAACCGAAGUCAUCGACACGCAGUGCCAUCGGUGUGCUGGACAUCUUCGGCUUCGAAAACUUCGACCACAACAGCUUCGAGCAGUUCUGCAUCAACUUUGCGAACGAAAAUCUGCAGCAGUUCUUCGUGCAGCACAUCUUCAAGCUCGAGCAGGAGGAGUACAAUCACGAAAGCAUCAACUGGCAGCACAUCGAGUUUGUGGACAACCAGGACGCGCUGGAUCUGAUCGCGAUCAAGCAGCUGAACAUUAUGGCGCUGAUCGACGAGGAGAGCAAGUUCCCGAAAGGCACGGAUCAGACGAUGUUGGCGAAGCUGCACAAAACGCACGGCACGCAUCGGAACUACCUGAAGCCGAAGUCCGACAUUAACACCAGCUUUGGGUUGAAUCAUUUUGCUGGGGUAGUGUUUUACGAUACGCGAGGUUUCCUUGAGAAGAAUCGCGAUACGUUUAGCGCCGAUCUGCUGCAGCUCAUUUCGAGCUCCACCAACAAAUUCUUGCAGUUGGUGUUUGCGGAGGACAUCGGGAUGGGAGCGGAAACACGCAAACGCACACCGACCCUUUCGACGCAGUUCAAGAAGAGUCUCGAUUCGUUGAUGAAAACACUGAGCCAGUGUCAGCCGUUCUUCAUCCGGUGCAUUAAGCCGAACGAGCUGAAGAAGCCGAUGAUGUUCGAUCGGGCACUGUGCUGUCGGCAGCUGCGUUACUCGGGCAUGAUGGAGACGAUCCGCAUCCGGCGUGCCGGGUAUCCGAUUCGACACAACUUCCGCGACUUUGUCGAGCGGUAUCGGUUCCUGAUAAAUGGCAUUCCACCUGCCCAUCGGACCGACUGUCGGAUGGCCACGUCGAAGAUUUGUGCAACGGUGCUCGGACGGUCUGACUAUCAGCUAGGUCACACGAAAGUUUUCCUCAAGGAUGCACACGACCUGUUUCUGGAGCAGGAGCGGGACAGGGUGUUGACGCGUAAGAUCUUGAUCCUCCAACGAUCGAUCCGUGGUUGGGUGUACCGGAGGCGGUUCUUGCGCAUGCGUCAGGCAGCCGUUACGAUUCAGAAGUACUGGAAGGGGUACGCCCAACGGCAACGUUACAAGAAGAUGCGCAUCGGGUACAUGCGGUUACAGGCGUUGAUUCGAUCGCGUGUGCUUAGCCACCGGUUCCGCCAUCUGCGGGGACACAUCGUGCGACUGCAGGCCCGCAUCCGUGGCUAUCUGGUGAGGCGUGAGUACGGACACAAGAUGUGGGCGGUUAUCAAAAUCCAAUCCCACGUACGGCGGAUGAUUGCGAUGAAGCGCUACCACAAGCUGAAGCUGGAAUUCCGGCGUCAUCACGAGGCAUUACGCUUACGGCGUAUGGAGGAGGAAGAGCUGAAGCAUCAGGGCAACAAGCGGGCGAAGGAAAUAGCCGAACAGCACUACCGCGAUCGGUUGAACGAGAUCGAGCGAAAGGAGAUGGAGAUUGAGCUGGAAGAGAGAAGGCGUGUGGAGGUGAAGAAGAACAUCAUCAAUGAUGCGGCCCGGAAAGCGGAUGAACCGGUCGACGAUAGUAAGCUGGUGGAGGCGAUGUUUGACUUCCUGCCCGACUCUAGUAGUGAAGCACCGACGCCUCACGGUGGCCGGGAAACGUCCGUGUUUAACGAUCUUCCAGUGAAUGCCGGCAGUCACGACGACAUCAUCGGUCCGAUACACACCAUCUCGGAGGACGAGGAAGAUCUGUCGGAGUUCAAGUUCCAGAAGUUCGCUGCCACCUACUUCCAGGGCAACAUUACGCACUACUACUCACGGAAACCGCUCAAACAUCCGCUUCUACCGCUGCACACGCAAGGAGAUCAGUUGGCUGCACAGGCACUGUGGAUCACAAUCCUGCGCUUUACCGGAGAUCUACCAGAGCCACGGUACCACACGAUGGAUCGCGACAAUACGUCCGUCAUGUCGAAGGUAACGGCAACACUCGGACGUAACUUUAUCCGCAGCAAGGAGUUCCAGGAGGCCCAGAUGAUGGGUCUAGAUCCGGAAGCGUUCCUCAAGCAGAAACCCCGCUCCAUUCGCCACAAGCUGGUAUCGCUAACGCUCAAACGGAAGAACAAGCUGGGCGAAGAUGUGCGUCGACGGCUGCAGGAUGAGGAGUACACGGCCGAUAGCUACCAAUCGUGGCUAGAGUCCCGUCCAACGUCCAAUUUAGAAAAGCUGCAUUUUAUCAUCGGUCACGGUAUACUGCGGGCGGAGCUGCGUGAUGAGAUCUACUGUCAGAUCUGCAAACAGCUCACAAACAACCCGUCAAAGUCAUCGCACGCACGUGGCUGGAUCUUGCUGUCCCUGUGCGUUGGUUGCUUUGCCCCGUCGGAGAAGUUCGUCAACUAUCUGCGCUCGUUCAUCCGGGAAGGACCUCCGGGCUAUGCGCCUUACUGUGAGGAACGCUUGAAGCGUACGUUCAACAAUGGCACCCGCAAUCAACCUCCAUCUUGGCUGGAGCUUCAGGCAACGAAGUCGAAAAAACCGAUCAUGCUUCCGAUCACGUUUAUGGAUGGCAACACGAAAACGUUGCUGGCGGACUCGGCUACAACCGCGCGGGAGCUGUGCAAUCAACUGUCGGACAAGAUCACACUAAAGGAUCAGUUUGGAUUUUCGCUUUACAUCGCGCUGUUCGACAAGGUGUCCUCGCUGGGCAGUGGUGGAGACCAUGUGAUGGAUGCCAUUUCACAGUGCGAACAGUACGCGAAGGAACAGGGCGCUCAGGAACGGAACGCACCGUGGCGAUUGUUCUUCCGCAAGGAGAUUUUCGCUCCCUGGCAUAACCCGAUCGAGGAUCAGGUGGCAACGAAUCUAAUCUAUCAGCAGGUCGUUAGAGGCGUUAAGUUUGGGGAGUAUCGGUGCGAUAAGGAGGAAGAUUUGGCGAUGAUUGCGGCGCAACAGUACUACAUCGAGUACAGUACGGACAUGUCGAUGGAUCGGUUGUACACGCUGUUGCCCAACUUCAUACCCGACUACUGUCUGACCGGCAUCGAGAAGGCAAUCGAUCGCUGGGCGGCACUGGUGCUAACGGCGUACAAGAAGAGCUACUAUCUGAAGGAAAAGGCGGCCGCGCUGAAGGUGAAGGAGGACGUCGUGAGCUAUGCGAAGUAUAAAUGGCCACUGCUAUUUUCGCGGUUCUAUGAAGCUUAUAGAAACUCUGGUCCAAAUCUGCCGAAGAACGACGUUAUCAUUGCGGUCAACUGGACAGGUGUGUAUGUGGUAGACGAUCAGGAACAGGUGCUGCUGGAGUUGUCCUUCCCGGAGAUAACGGCCGUAUCGAGUCAAAAGACGAACAAGGUGUUCACGCAAACGUUCUCGCUGUCGACGGUACGGAACGAGGAGUUCACCUUCCAGAGCCCGAACGCCGAGGACAUACGGGAUCUGGUGGUGUACUUCCUAGAGGGAUUAAAGAAACGCUCAAAGUUUGUGAUAGCCCUGCAAGACUACAAGGCACCGGGAGAAGGAACCAGCUUCCUGUCCUUCCUGAAGGGUGAUCUGAUUAUUCUGGAGGACGAAAGCACCGGUGAGACGGUGUUGAAUUCUGGUUGGUGUAUAGGUUGUUGUGAGCGGACGCAAGAGCGAGGAGACUUCCCAGCGGAAAUCGUAUACGUGCUGCCCACUCUCACGAAACCUCCCCCAGACAUUCUGGCCCUGUUUAGCGUCGAGGAUGCUCAUCACGGCAAGCGCCUGAAUUCGGUUCACUCGAACGGCAGCACCGAGGGACGGGACCGACCGCACAAUUUGGCCGAAUACUCGCUCGAUCACUUCCGGCCACCACCGAAGCGGACCAUGUCGAAGGCGCUCAGCACGCUCAGCUCGAAGGGCCGCGGAGGUGACGAGCUGUGGCGCUACUCGCGUGAACCGCUCAAGCAACCGCUGCUGAAGAAGCUGCUCGCCAAGGAGGAACUGGCCGAGGAGUCCUGCCUAGCAUUCAUUGCCAUCAUGAAGUACAUGGGAGAUCUGCCAUCGAAGCGGCCACGUAUCGGCAACGAAAUCACCGACCACAUCUUCGACGGGCCGCUCAAGCACGAGAUCCUGCGCGACGAAAUCUACUGCCAGCUGAUGAAGCAGCUGACGGACAACCGGAACCGGCUGUCGGAGGAGCGCGGCUGGGAGCUGAUGUGGCUGUCGACCGGGCUGUUCGCGUGCAGUCAGCAGUUGCUGAAGGAGCUGACCCUGUUUCUGCGUACCCGGCGCCAUCCGAUAUCGCAGGAUUCGUUGCACCGGCUGCAGAAAACGAUCCGCAACGGGCAGCGCAAGUACCCGCCGCAUCAGGUCGAGGUGGAAGCGAUCCAGCACAAGACGACACAGAUCUUCCACAAGGUGUACUUCCCGGACGAUACGGACGAAGCGUUCGAGGUGGACUCGUCGACGCGCGCCAAGGACUUCUGCCACAACAUCUCGCAGCGGUUGAAUCUGCGCUCGAGCGAAGGUUUCAGCCUGUUCGUGAAGAUCGCCGACAAGGUAAUCUCAGUGCCAGAGGGAGACUUCUUCUUCGACUUUGUGCGCCAUCUGACGGACUGGAUCAAGAAGGCACGGCCGACGCGGGACGGAUCGAACCCCCAGUUCACGUACCAGGUGUUCUUCAUGAAGAAGCUGUGGACGAACACGGUGCCCGGGAAGGACAAGAAUGCGGAUUUGAUCUUCCACUACCAUCAGGAGCUGCCGAAGCUGUUGCGUGGCUAUCACAAAUGUUCCAAGGAGGAAGCGAUCAAGCUGGCAGCGCUGGUGUACCGUGUGCGGUUCGGUGAGAGUAAACAGGAGCUGCAAGCAAUACCGCAAAUGCUACGCGAGCUGAUACCGUCCGAUCUGAUCAAGCUGCAGAACGUGAACGAUUGGAAACGAUCGAUCGUGGCUGCGUACAACCAGGAUGCCGGCAUGUCGCCGGAGGAUGCCAAAAUUACAUUCCUUAAGAUCGUGUACAGAUGGCCAACGUUUGGUUCGGCAUUCUUCGAGGUGAAACAGACAACCGAACCCAACUAUCCGGAAAUGUUGCUGAUCGCGAUCAACAAGCACGGUGUUAGCUUAAUUCAUCCCACGUCUAAGGACAUCUUGGUAACGCACCCGUUCACACGCAUCUCGAACUGGUCAUCCGGUAACACCUACUUCCACAUGACGAUCGGCAACCUGGUGCGUGGCUCGAAGCUGCUGUGCGAAACAUCUCUCGGCUACAAGAUGGACGAUCUGCUCACGUCCUACAUCUCCCUUAUGCUGACCAACAUGAACAAGCAGCGCACGAUCCGCGUCAAGUAAAGACGAUUCGUGCAGCAGUCGUGUACCAGUUCCGUCCAUGGGAGAGGAAGCAGCAUUAGCGGUCGGCUACUCUGUACUAGCUAUUAGUUCUGGAAUUCUGGAAGCAAAAGUCGUAUUAAUGGAGAUACAUUAGCACAAAUAUUUAUCACGAUCGCGCUAUGGUAAGACAGACAGUGUCCUCUACUGUCCUCGGCAUCGGUUGAGUUAAGGACAUGUGAAAAUGAACCACACCACAUCGACCGAGAAAAACAUUUGUUGAUUGAUGCGCAAAAGCUAGGAAACACUAAGAAGAAACACAACAAAAAAGGUAGACAUUAGCUUUUGUCCCCUCUCGUAGUUAGAUUGUUUUUAUUGAUUUGAACUACUCAAACUGGCACCCCCUCCCCCGGGGGAGGAAUACGAGGGUAAUGUGAAUUUCUAAAUUUUAAAUCAAAACAAUGGCAUUUGGUAGUUUUUAUGCGGGACAAGUUUACGGCGAACGAGAGAGAGAGAGAGUGGGAGAACGUUGUCGUUUUAAGGUGUGAAAAGUGGCAAGCAAUUCGUCCGCGUAACUCAACGGGCCGGCUCCAGGAUUGCUUGUGUGUAAAGAUGGCGCACACAUCCUCAUUAGAUAAGGAGGGGGAAAAAAACAUUCUUCCACAUACUUUUUGGCCCUUUCAUUCACUCUAUUCGAUAGGCAUUAGGCUCCUUUUUUGCUAUAUUUUAUCGUUCGCGCCUUUUUUUUUUGUUUCUUUCCUCUGCGGCGACUAGCAGGAUAGCAUUAAGGCAACCACACGUUACACGCUAGUUAUUAUUGCUGAUGGAUUUAUUAUAAAAAACGAGCUGCUAUUAAUAAUAUUAUUGAACUUGCUGUAAUGAAUAUUAAUUUCUUUUAUUGUAGCUGUACGUGUGCGAGCGUAUGUGUGUGUGUGUGAGUUUGUUUGCGCAUUGCGUACGGUUGGGAAGGCUCAUAUGCCUUCAUGCAGGAUGAUGCAGAUUCGGCUUUGAUUUGAAAGAGAGCGAACAAAUCAAACAAAAACAUGGUGGUUAGCUAGUUCUUUACGUUACGAUGGCGAUCUAUAGCGGCAGAAUGUGGGGGUGAAAUUGGAUGAAGUGAAAGCAAAAAAAAAAAGUCCGGUGUUGUUAGCACGUUGGGAGCGUUUUUAGUUACUUAUUUCCGAGAUCGAAAUCUAUGCAAUAAACACAAACAGAAUUGAAAAAUAA